Molecule: messenger RNA, 621 nt
Organism: Rotaria sp. Silwood2
Lineage: Eukaryota; Metazoa; Rotifera; Eurotatoria; Philodinida; Philodinidae
Source: the annotation of a GenBank genome assembly
AUGGGCCAAAUCGGCUUCUUAUGCGCCCCUGUCCUUACUGCAGAUGUUAAAUUAAAUCAAGACGAACAUUUAGCAAGUCUUGAUAUUCAAGAUAUAUAUACAAAGAUACCAGUUAGCAAAGCCAUCGAUAUUACAUUAAAACGGCUUGAUGAAUCUAAGAAAUUGGACAAUCUACCAUUUACCAAAACUGAUAUUAAAGAACUGCUAAUUUUAGCGUUAAAGAACAGUUAUUUUCAAUUUAAUGAUAAAUUUUACAAACAAAACACAGGUUUACCUAUGGGUAAUACAUUAUCAUCAACAUUAGCCGACAUAUACAUGGAUGAAUAUCAAAAACAAUAUUUACAUGAAGUAAACAUUCCAAACAAAAUAUGGAGAUAUAUUGAUGACAUUCUAAUCAUUACAAAAAUGAAUAAACCACGAUUGGAUAAAUAUGUAUAUGAUUUAAAUAAAAUACGUGGAACAAUUCAAUUUACCUCAGAAUUCGAACAAAUUGAUCAAAUAAAUUAUCUUGAUACAAUGUUAACAAAAACAAUAAUAAAUAAUGAAACAAUACUUAAAAUUAGAUGGUUCCGAAAAGGCACAGCUACAGAUAGGGAUUUUAGAAACAAUUCAAGACAAUAA